Molecule: messenger RNA, 1393 nt
Organism: Cannabis sativa
Lineage: Eukaryota; Viridiplantae; Streptophyta; Magnoliopsida; Rosales; Cannabaceae
Product: F-box protein At1g55000
Exons: 2
Coding region: 198-986 (262 amino acids)
Molecular function (GO): protein binding
Source: RefSeq, a predicted model, not a curated record
UGAAAGACCCAAAUUCUUAUGGAAAAAAUAAUCAAAAUAAUCAGUUGUGAACGGUGAGUCAAAACCGACAACUUAACCGCGAAAAGUUACAAAAUUACAAAACAAGACCAGUUGCCACCAAAUAGAUUCGACGCUUAAAUAUCGCAAUUGACGACAAAAUGAAAAUACUCUGAAUAUUCUCUCUCCUAAUCCCAACAAUGGGUUGCUGUUGCGACGAAGAAGAGGAUGAUAUCCUCAAGCACCUGAACUCCACCAUUGCUACUACCCAAACCCUAAACCCAUCUUCCCCCUCCUCCGAUAUCAUUUCUCCCAUGAACUCUCACUUCUCAGCCUUAACCAGCCACGAUUUGCUCCGACUCAUCUUCCACAAGCUUCCCAUUCCCGAUCUAGCUCGCUCCAGCUGCGUCUGCAGAUUUUGGAACUCCGUCGCCUCCGAUAAGGAAAUCCUCGCCAGAGCUUUCAAAGCCCCCUGGAAAUUGGCACAUGUGAUCGGAGAGCCCGUCUCUGGAAUCUUUUGGAGGGAUAAUAAUCUUGGAAAGUUCGCAAUUUCUCAUCGGAUUGUUCGUGGCGAUAGUGUAGCUAGUCUCGCUGUUAAGUACUCUGUUCAGGUUAUGGAUAUUAAGAGACUGAACAAUAUGAUGAGUGAACAUGGGAUAUACUCUAGAGAGAGAUUGUUGAUUCCCAUAAGUGAUCCCCAAAUUCUUGUUGGGCAAACUUGCUAUGUGGAGCUUGAUACUUAUGCGAAGAGGGAAGUGGCUGUGGUGUAUCUUGAUGGUACCGGCCCGAGUGUAAAUACUCCAUCUUUGUUGCAGAGGACGAGGUCUGAGCAAGCCAAGAAAAGGGUUAUUCAUUCCUUGAAGAGGAGCAUGCAAGUUGAUGAUGGAACUGCAGAGUACUACUUUUCAAUUUCCAAUGGUGAUCCUCGUGCUGCGUUUUCUGAGUUCUCUGAGGAUCUCAGGUGGGAAAGGGGCGUGGGUUUGAGCUAACUCAAACUUGUGUUUGGUUGAAGAAGGAGCCUUGAGAAACUGCAUAUGCUUUGUUUGGUUCGAUGCAGUAAACUUGUGAAUUUGCUUUACGUAAAAGAUAGCUCAAGUGAGUAUAUUUAAUAAUAUAAUAUAUAUAUAUAUAUAUAUCAUGGCUAUGAAUCAUCUAUUUAUGAUUGUUGUCAAAUGUGAUUAUGUUUGAAGUACUUGUAAAUUAAACAAACAUGGACUUUGUUAUCGAUAUUUCAUUUUGAUCAAUUAAAGACAGUAUUUUGGUCAGAAUGGAGAAUGUUGAUCUUUGGUUUGGUGAAUCUAGUCUUGAGAUUCGACUGUGAUUCUUGGGACAGCAGCACUCUGUCUUAGUGCUGCCACUUUUAUUUUAUUAUAAGUAUGAUUCUUAGCUUUUACAA